UUCAUAUGUUAAGAGGAAAAUGUCAGAGACAAACAUUGUUUACAUGUAACUUGGGAACACCACCAUGUUCUCUGGUGUUUCGUAAUUUUUAGGUCUGAGGAAAUAUGUGUUUUACUGUUAAGGAAUUGUAUUUAUAUCCUAUACGCUAAUGCCGAUAUAUUAUAAUUUGACAUAUAUAGGCCUAAUCAGGAAAGAAAAUGGGUUGUGCGUCAGGGAAGGCAUCCGUUGGUGUCGUCAAUCAUACUCCGAAAGUGAAAGAAGGUUUCGUUGAAAUUUUUUCUUCCAGCUGUUUUGGUGGUGACUGGGAACGGAAGUAUCUUGUCCUGUAUCAGGACUCUGUCAUUCAGUGGUUCAAUGAGCGCUUUGAUGGCAAUCCUUUAGGACAGACGCGACUCAAGUCUGUUGCUAGCCAUGUUGGAUUUGGUAGUAUGUGUAUGCGGAUUCCGGACAGACCUGAUCUUCCACAAGGGCAAACCCUUGAUUCACUCAUGGCUUUGCCAAGUGACAAACCUGUGAAAGGAAAAAGAAAAAACAAGAAUUUGCUUGUCAUAUGGGUCUUGUUUUCAGGGGACUCGGAUGCAAAAGCUUGGGUAGAUGCAUUUCAAAAAGUGCUACCUCCUCCGCCCCAGCCAACUCAUCCUCCUCCUUAUGCACAAGCGCAACAACAGCAGAACGCCCAGCAAACAGUGCCAUAUGGAUUUAAUCCAGCAGUUUAUCCUCCCAAUGGAGCUCCUAACCAGUACGGCCAACAACCUUAUGGAGCACCCCAGUAUGGCUACCAGCCUUAUGGUGCACAACAGCAGCAGCAGCAGCAUUAUGCAGGACAACCUACAACUGUGGUGGUAAACAACACAACUCAUACUCAAACCAACCAUAGUAGUGGUGAUGGAUUCGCGACAGGUUUACUACUGGGUGGAGCGCUAGGCUAUGGAAUGGCUCGUCCCUAUGGCUGGGGAUAUGGAUGGGGAUGGGGAGGUUAUGGCUAUGGAUAUCAUGGAUGGGGCUCUGGGAGCUGGGGUAGUUUUGGCUCCCAUGGCUGUGGGGGCUACGGUGGGGGCGGAUGUGGUGGUGGUGGUUGUGGGGGUGGCUACGGAGGUGGUUGUGGGGGAGGAGGUGGUGGUUGUGGAGGUGGUGGUGGUGGAUGUGGAGGAGGCGGUGGAUGCGGAGGCGGGGACGGAGGUGGUGGUGGUUGCGGAGGUGGUGACGGAGGUGGUGGUGGUUGCGGAGGUGGUGACGGAGGUGGUGGUGGUUGCGGAGGCGGUGACGGAGGUGGUGGAGAUGGAGGUGGUGGCUGCGGUGGUGGCUGUGGAGGGGGUUGUGGGGGAGAAUAA
Molecule: messenger RNA, 1331 nt
Organism: Pecten maximus
Lineage: Eukaryota; Metazoa; Mollusca; Bivalvia; Pectinida; Pectinidae
Product: ATP-dependent RNA helicase glh-2-like
Exons: 11
Coding region: 198-1331 (377 amino acids)
Biological process (GO): regulation of cell differentiation
Cellular component (GO): membrane
Source: RefSeq, a predicted model, not a curated record